Messenger RNA from Achroia grisella, 1218 nucleotides. RefSeq names its product proteasome subunit alpha type-5 (gene Prosalpha5). Gene Ontology annotation, cellular component: proteasome core complex; nucleus; proteasome core complex, alpha-subunit complex. Gene Ontology annotation, biological process: proteasome-mediated ubiquitin-dependent protein catabolic process. Lineage: Eukaryota; Metazoa; Arthropoda; Insecta; Lepidoptera; Pyralidae. The record is from RefSeq and is a predicted model, not a curated record. The transcript has 5 exons. Bases 124 to 855 code for a protein of 243 amino acids.
UUAUUAGUCAUUGGCAACCCUACCAAUAUCGAAUUUGACUACUCACUGUUUUAUUUUGUUAAUUGUAAUAUUUUAACAGAAUUUUUCAAAUUUGUGUUCUAUUCUAAACCAAUACUAAUAAAGAUGUUCCUUACUCGUUCUGAAUACGAUCGUGGCGUGAACACCUUCAGCCCGGAAGGAAGGUUGUUCCAAGUGGAGUAUGCCAUUGAAGCGAUCAAGUUGGGCUCUACAGCGAUAGGAAUUUGUACGUCGGAGGGAGUCGUGUUGGCUGUUGAAAAGAGAAUCACGUCUCCUUUGAUGGAGUCGACCACUAUUGAGAAAAUCGUAGAAGUAGAUCGACAUAUUGCCUGUGCCGUAUCAGGAUUGAUGGCCGAUUCCAGAACAUUAGUGGAACGUGCAAGGGUUGAAUGCCAGAACCACUGGUUUGUGUACAAUGAGCGCAUGAGUGUGGAGUCGUGUGCUCAGGCCGUAUCCAAUCUGGCAAUUCAAUUUGGUGAUAGUGACGAUGAUAGUGGUACUGCUAUGUCCCGGCCAUUUGGUGUUGCGGUUAUGUUUGCAGGUAUAGAUGAGAAAGGACCUCAGUUAUUCCACAUGGACCCCAGUGGUACAUUUGUACAGUAUGAUGCUAAGGCUAUUGGUUCAGGCAGUGAAGGUGCACAGCAAAGUUUAAAGGAAGUAUAUCAUAAGUCUAUGACACUGAAAGAAGCUAUUAAGUCAGCUCUUACAAUAUUGAAACAAGUAAUGGAGGAGAAAUUGUCAGAGAACAAUGUGGAGGUAGUCACCAUGACCCCUGGCUCGAUGUUCCACAUGUUCACCAGGGAGCAGCUUGCCGAGGUUAUUAAGGACAUCCCUUGAGUUAGCAUAAUUCUACACCAUUGAUGGAUGGCAUUCACCUAUAGUCUAUUUUUUCGUACUUGAUAUGUUUAAUAAAUAAUCAUGAUAUGUCUUGUUAAAUAGUUAUUUAAAAAUAAAAUAUAUGAAUGCAUAUUCAAUUAUAUAUAUCCUCAGGUUGCCUAAAAGAGUUUGCUAUUUAGUAAUAAGGCCACCUAUUGUUACAUCUUUGUCUUGCGCAUUACAAUAAUAUGUGUUUAAUGUUUUUAUAUAUGCUUUAUACCAAUACUGAAUAGAAAAGAUGGAUUAUUUUAUGAGGAAUUCUUUCACUGUUUUCGUUCCAUAGUGAGAGUCUAUAUAUUAUGUUAAUAUGUAUACAAAAUGAGU